AUGUUCGAUUGGAAUUGGCUUUGGGUUGUUGGAGAAUUAGGUGUAUCAUAUGGAUUUUAUCGAUGGUGGAAAUCCAAUGAUACAUUUGUGGCUGUUCUUGAGGUAGCACCUGAUAUAGAUAUAGAUACAUUAAAAAAGUUUUCAUCAUCAACAAGUACAAUUGAUCUUGCAUCAGUACAUGGUCUUGUACAAGUAAAUGAUUCUAAACCAAAUUCAAUAUUAAAAUCACAAUUUAUAUCAGAUUCUACGGGUGUCAUUCAUCGUUUAACAAUACGUGAACAAAGAUUUGAAAAAGCUCGUAAUGUUUGGGUUGAAACAAAAAAUUUAAUUAGUGAUAAAACACGUUAUGUACCAUUUCGUCUCGUUUCACCAAAAGGAAAUUUCAUUCGUAUUGACAAACCAUUAGAAUUCAAUUCAGUACAAGAUCAAUUAGAACUAAUUCAUGUUAAAUUUGAUCCAAAUGUAUCGUCAUCCGUAGAAAAACUUAUUAAUACAGCUAUUGGAAAUGUAUCAAAAGGCAUUGAAACACAAGAACAUAUGCUAUUAAUUGAUAUUCCAUUGACUGGUAUUGGACGUUUAGAAAGACGAUCUGGUAAUUGGUAUUUAAUUCCACAUGAACAAUGGGGUGGAAUAUUAUCACGAUCAACUCGAAAUGAAAUUUUAUCUCGAUAUCGAAAACAUUCAAAUAUUAUUCGAGUCGUUAGUAUAUUGUUUGGCAUUGCUGCUAGUUGUACAGCUGCUUAUUUAAUCUAUCAAUAUUAUUUAAAACGACAACGACAAACAAAUACUUUACCAAGAACUGCACCAGUUAUUCAUCGAAAUGAAGACACCAAUGAGAAUACUCGUUUACAAUGUGUUAUUUGUCUAGACAAUGAAACUACUUAUAGUUUACAACCAUGUUCACAUUUAGGUUUAUGCCAUACAUGUGUUCAACAAUUAAAAAAUCAAACACAACAAUUAUGUCCAAUUUGUCGAACACCUAUUCAAUUCUAUCAGCGUAUAUUUUUACCAUAG
Molecule: messenger RNA, 1014 nt
Organism: Adineta steineri
Lineage: Eukaryota; Metazoa; Rotifera; Eurotatoria; Adinetida; Adinetidae
Source: the annotation of a GenBank genome assembly